Messenger RNA from Pocillopora damicornis (cauliflower coral), 3319 nucleotides. RefSeq lists its product as uncharacterized. Gene Ontology annotation, biological process: synapse organization; homophilic cell-cell adhesion. Gene Ontology annotation, cellular component: plasma membrane; axon; neuronal cell body. Lineage: Eukaryota; Metazoa; Cnidaria; Anthozoa; Scleractinia; Pocilloporidae. Gene Ontology annotation, molecular function: axon guidance receptor activity. The record is from RefSeq and is a predicted model, not a curated record.
UUCUAUCGCUGUCAUUUAUGCCUCGAACAUCGAACAAAUAUCCCCUCGGGAAUCCUGAAGAUCGAAACUGCAAAAAUGGAGGCAGUGAAGACUCCUCGACGGAACAGUUUCUUAACUGUUGCCGUGACUGUGAACAUUUUGUUCAGUGCUGUUUCCAUCGCGUUCCUCAUUUACAAAGUUCGAGUGUUAGAGGAGCACGUUUUACAGCUUCAGGACGACCAGAGAUAUCACGCUGAGGCAACUAAAGAAAAUGAACGGGCAGAUUUAACGCAUCGAAACAAGAGAGCUGUUGAGUCUCUUGGAAUGUCAAAAAGCUGCAGCAGUUGCCACGAUGCUUGCGUUCACUUAUUUGGACUCGGAGCUUCUGCAAAGGUUACUACUAAAAUUAGCAAUGACACAGAUCAGGAGGUUAUCUGCUUACGAGAUAUCCCAGGGAUUGAAAAGAAGCCACCACCCAGUUUAACGGCGAAAGAGGGACGCAAAGUCUCCUUGCCUUGUUCCCCCAAUGGUUAUCCAAAACCAGAGAUCACGUGGUACAAGGAUGGGCAAAAGAUGGACAGUAGACUCUACAACAAAGAGACGGGAGAGUUGACGUUUCCCAGUAUUCAAUUCAACGAUCGAGGCUUGUAUAAAUGUGAAGCCAGGAAUUUCCUGGGCGUCGAGUCGGCGACUGUAAAAGUUGUUGUCGAAAUUACUCCAAGAUUUGUUGAGAAGCCUGAGACCUACCACACAGCAUACGAAACAUGGGAGACGACUCUGUCAUGCAACAUCUUCGGCUUCCCCCCACCAAAGAUACAGUGGACUCGCUCAUUCAAAAAGCCAGUAACUGUUGAUCGUCACGUGGUGGCGGGUAACGAUUUGGUGAUCAAAGACAUUAGGCUGGAGGACAGAGGGCCGUUCAUGUGCCGAGGGGAAAACCACCUGGGUCAUGUAUAUGCACUUAUUGUGCUUGAUGUGAAACCCGUCGUUCCUCCAGCAAUCACCACAGCACCAUCUUCAGUUGUUAAGGUAACAAAGGUCGAUGACAGUUUUACUUUGCAGUGUGCUGCACGUGGGUCUCCUGUGCCCAGUCUAGAGUGGAGCAAAGAUGGAGUGAUUAUUUCAACCAACACCACUGUGAAAACUGAGGACGAAGUGAAAGGAAAACUUGUUAUUUCAAGUUUUGGCCCCUCUGACCAGGGGGUGUACAAGUGUUUCUUUAAAAACUUCGACAACGGUACUGCAGAGAUCAGUACCACUGUAGCUUGUAUAGGAUGCGGCGAGCCUCAUGUUCCCAUGAACGGAUACAAGGUUGGAGAGAAUUACUGGGCAGGAGAGAUGGUUAUUUUCGCCUGUGACACAGGAUACCACUUGGAAGGACCUACAAAUAGACUGUGCUUGGAAAAUGGCACCUGGAGUAACGUGGUACCGACGUGCAAUUGUUUAUGCGAUGAACCUGCUCCUCUCGAGAAUGGUUACAGAAUAGGAAAUAAAUUUUGGGAAGGAAAAAAUGUCACAUACAAGUGUAACGAAGGAUACCAUCUUCGUGGACCACACGUCAGAGCUUGUGAUAAGAAUGGAAACUGGACGGGAGAAGAUCCAACUUGUGAAGGGCCAGUGUUCGAGCACUCAGAAAUUCUACUAAACAAUACAGAAUACUGGGAGCUCCUUAAAGGGUGGCUGGGUCCUGUGUCUACAUUGCCAGCCAAGUGGAGUCUGUGCUACAGAGCCACUGAUCAUGGAUGGAGUUCCAGUACAUUCCACUCGCAGUGUAACAGCUUAGGACCUUCGGUGACGUUUAUUAGAGUGGGAGAGUACAUAUUUGGGGCAUACACCGACCAAAACUGGCAUUCCGGUAGUUCUUACACAGACUCGACUUGGAGUUUCAUUUUCUCGUUUAAAAAUGGUUAUGGACUGGAACCAUUCAAGCUCCACGUGAAAAACUCUGGAAAUGCCAUGUAUGGAAAUAACGGUUAUGGACCAACAUUCGGUGGUGGACACGACAUUUACAUCGCGAACUCUGCAGGCUCCAACACGAAUUCCUACACCAACUUGGGUCACACGUAUGUUCCUCCGGCUGGGUACAAAUACUCCGCGAGUGACACGAGAAGCCUGUUGGCAGGCACUUACAAUUUCCAACCCCAUGAGGUGGAAGUGUUCUAUCAGACUCACAAGAACUGAUGUUGGUUACAAGACCCGGAUGAAGUUAGCGAUUUCUCAUAACAGAUGUAAACUUUUUUCAUCAAAGGAGGUGCACCACGAUUCGAGCAUCUUAAGAACCUCACCCUAAAUCUUUAAAGUUCAUUAUUUUCAAUUUGUUUCAAUUUCGUCCCUACCUAACCAUCCCUGUCUUCUUUUGGUAUAUCUUUUCCUUAGCAAAACGCGUUAAUCUCCCGUAUUUUCAAUUAUCUCUGUGUUCUUUGAGUUUAUCUCUCCCUCUCUUAGGUUUAUCUAUAGCCUCACAACUUUUCUUUGAAGGUUUCGUUUCAGUUUAAGACAAUUUCAAACAAGCAAAACACAGCUAAGAAUCUAGACAAAACCAAACAAAAGAGGCCGAGUAAAAAAAAUUUAAAAUGAAGUCCUUAACGUAGAUACACUGAGGAUAACUAAGGUCGAAAGUGAGUCGCUCUAGCAAUGAAGAACCGGUAACAAAUCUAAGAUAAUCCAUAAAACAUCUAGAGCCGGUAAAGACCGAGAAUGCUUCGAAAGCUACGCACAACAGUCAGGGUCAGCACUGAUUAUGAUAAUUAACAAUUUUAAAUCAGUACGGCUGUUCAGGUGUGAACUUUUUCUUUCAACCCUUUGAUUCCUUAGAGUGACGAGCAUCUAAAUUCUCCUCACAAUAUCACCCCCGAAUCUCACAUUACAGUCACCAGAAUGGAGGAAAUGAUUACUAAAGAAACUUUUGAUUAUCAAACUGAUUCUCCACGUCAUAAUUUUACGAAACCUAUUGAGAACAGUUUGGAUAACGUAUGCAUAUAACCAUACAGAUAUUAAGGUGUAAGGGUUAAGCAACUAGGAAAUUAUGAACUCCAACUGACGAUUGCUAUUUUUCGUUUCCCGUUGCUUUUGGUAGCGGGCCAAUUUUAGCUCGUCGUAGACAUGGAGAAAUCAAGUUAUUGGUUUUCCGCUUAGAACUCUGCAGGUUUUCGAUAUUUCACUAGCAAGAAUAAUGCUGGCAACAUCUAUUCAAAAAUUCGUUUCAGUAGACCCCUGGCUUGCAAGGUUACAAACAGUAGACGUAAGACAUCGAAAAAUUUAGUUUAAUAUAUUACGCCGCUUUUUCUGGAUUAAUUUUUGCGAUAUUCAAGUAAGAAAAUUAAAAGAAGAUUUAUUGAUA